CUCUCUAUUUUCUUCUCCACAGGGAAAUACAGACACACAAAAUAAAUUGCAUCCCGAUACAAUAUACGUUGACAUAUUAAGAAUUAUUCAAGAUGGGUCAGGACGAAAAAACACAAGAGGAGAUGGACAAACAGAUUGAGAUCUUCAAGGUGAAGAAACUUAUCAAGAAUCUGGAAGCCGCUCGCGGAAACGGUACAUCAAUGAUUUCCCUGAUCAUCCCCCCUGGUGAUCAGAUUUCUCGGGUCAACAAAAUGCUGAGUGACGAAUACGGAACCGCAUCCAAUAUUAAGAGUCGAGUCAAUCGUUUGUCUGUGCUCAGUGCCAUUACCUCGACACAGCAACGAUUGAAGUUGUACAACAAGUGUCCACCAAACGGACUAGUUAUGUACUGCGGAACCGUGAUCACGGAAGACGGAAAGGAACGCAAGGUAAACAUUGAUUUUGAACCCUUCCGGUCCAUUAAUACGUCGUUGUAUUUGUGUGACAACAAGUUCCACACGGAGGAUCUCAACGAGUUGCUUAUUGACGAUGAGGCCUUUGGAUUUAUCAUCAUGGAUGGUAACGGAUGUCUCUACGGAACCGUCCAGGGAUCCAGCCGAGAGAUUCUCCACAAGUUCUCGGUCGAUCUCCCCAAGAAGCACGGUCGUGGUGGUCAAUCCGCCCUUCGUUUUGCUCGAUUGCGUUUGGAAAAGCGACACAACUACGUCCGCAAGGUCGCCGAACUCGCCACCCAACUGUUUGUGCCAGAUGGACAAAAACCAAACGUACAGGGUAUUGUUCUUGCCGGUUCGGCCGACUUCAAAAGCGAGCUGAUGCGAUCCGACCUUUUCGAUCAGCGUCUCCACAAAAUCGUUGUUAAGAUGGUUGACGUAAGUUAUGGAGGAGAGAAUGGAUUCAACCAGGCAAUCGAGCUCUCCGCUGAUUCUCUCGCCAACGUCAAGCUGAUGAAGGAGAAGAAACUCCUCCAGAAAUAUUUUGACCAGAUUGCCCAGGACACGGGACAGUAUUGUUUUAUGGUGGAUGACACCCUAAGGGGACUCGAGAUGGGUGCUGUGGAAGACCUGAUAAUCUGGGACAACCUUGAGAUCCAGCGAUACAAGGUACGAAACAUCCAAACACAAGAAGAAAAAGUUCUUCAUCUUACGAAGGAACAGGAGGGCGACGACAAGUUCUUCCGAGACGCAGAGACGGGGGCUGAACUCGAAACAAUCGACAAGGAGCCCUUGGUGGAAUGGUUUGCUGAAAACUACAAGGAUUACGGGUGCAACCUCGAGUUUAUUACGGAUCGGUCCGCCGAGGGGACGCAGUUCGUGAAAGGCUUCGGUGGAAUUGGCGGUACUCUUCGGUGGAAGGUCGAUUUGGCGGAACUGAAUUCUCUGGAGGAAGCCGCUAAUAUGGACCAUGGUGUCGGCGGGGAUGACUCCGAUGACGAUUCCGAUGAUGGCAGCGAAUAUGGUUUUGACGACGGCGACUUUGGAUUUUAAACAGGAAAAAAAUAAAUGAAUAAAAAAUAAACACAAAU
This is a messenger RNA of Pseudo-nitzschia multistriata, 1522 nucleotides long. NCBI's taxonomy places the organism in Eukaryota, Bacillariophyta, Bacillariophyceae, Bacillariales, Bacillariaceae. The record is from the annotation of a GenBank genome assembly.